UACUAAUAAGAAAAAGAUGGGAGCUCGCUAUUUCCAUGUCUACCUUGUCAUUCAAGCCAUAACGUCCUAUGUGGCCUACGCCGCAGAUCCUAGUCCGCUACAAGAUUUCUGCGUUGCCAUAGACGAACCAAAGAAUGCAUUGUUCGUAAAUGGGAAAUUUUGCAAGAACCCAAUGGCAGCCAAAGUGGAGGAUUUCCGAUUUCGAGGACUAGACAUACCAGGAAACACAAACAACCAAGUUGGGUCUAAUGUCACACGAAUCACACCAGAUAACCUUCCUGGACUAAACACCCUCGGCAUUUCAUUAGCAAGGAUCGACAUCGCACCUUACGGCGUGAACACACCACACCAUCACCCUCGCGCCACCGAAGUCCUCACAGUUCUCAAAGGAACUCUUUACGCAGGUUUCGUAACCUCUAAUCUCCCAAAUGGUGAAAACAGGUUAUUUGCAUCAGUACUACGUGAAGGAGAUGUGUUCAUUUUUCCUCAAGCACUUAUUCAUUUUGAGGCAAAUAUUGGUAAGAUUCCUGCUGUUGCACUUUCAGCAUUUAGCAGCCAAAAUCCUGGCGUUGUUACUACUGCUGCUGCUGUGUUCGGGGCUGAGCCACCUAUCUUGGUCGAUGUACUAGUUAGGUCUUUCCAGCUUGAUCCUCAAGUAGUAGAGGAGCUUCAGUCGCGUACUUUUGGAUAAGCCUGUAAUUCAACAAUCAACAUGUUGGAGUUUAUCUGAGUUUAAAACAUUUACUUA
Messenger RNA from Beta vulgaris subsp. vulgaris (sugar beet), 748 nucleotides. Its product is annotated as germin-like protein subfamily 1 member 13. Gene Ontology annotation, cellular component: cell wall. The transcript is spliced from 2 exons. Gene Ontology annotation, molecular function: manganese ion binding. The record is from RefSeq and is a predicted model, not a curated record. Lineage: Eukaryota; Viridiplantae; Streptophyta; Magnoliopsida; Caryophyllales; Amaranthaceae. The coding region runs from base 17 to 691 and encodes 224 amino acids.